Messenger RNA from Peronospora belbahrii, 1872 nucleotides. NCBI's taxonomy places the organism in Eukaryota, Oomycota, Peronosporomycetes, Peronosporales, Peronosporaceae. The record is from the annotation of a GenBank genome assembly.
AUGUGGCGUCGCAAUAGCUCAAAAACGAAAGCAAAGAAUGAUCUUCCGCGAACGAUCAUCCGAAUGUCUUUCCACGAUCAGGUGAGGCCAAUAUGUCAAAUCCCAUUGAUACCACUUGAGCGGGUAUAUGAUGGUUAUGAGGGUCGAUUGUUUACGUUAGAAAGUCACUUUCAUUUCCACGUCAGGACGGAUAGUUCAUUCCAUGGAGAAAUCAGACGGAAGCAAGAGAAUGAUGCUAAUACAGUUGCUUUAUGCAAUGGAAAGAAACGCAAGCGUCUUGAAAGUACUAGUGAACCCGACGAUAUUGUUAUUGGACAUGUGAUUGGUAAUGCACAAGUUGUUUCAGUAAAUGAACCGGUCGUCUCACUAUCGUCAAGUGUCAAUUAUGACGACACGUCGGUGGUGAAGUAUUACUGUUCUUUCGAGGUGCUGAAGCGAUUACAUCCCAUGGACCGAUACAGUCUCACGUGUUCCACGCCCUUUCCAGUGGCACCUGAUGCAUCUGCAGUGGACACUUGGCAGUUUUCUAGCGUCUGUGAACAAGACAGACAAGUUUUGCGUGUAUCAUCAUCAGCUUUGACAAGCGACAAGCAAUCUAGGACAGGAGAGGCGGUAGAGUCGUUUGAGGAGCAAAAGCUGUUUCAACUACAACCAGUGGAAUGGAAUCAACACCAACAGGAAGAAGAACAGGCGGAGAAAGAGGCGUUAAUGAUACGGACCAGACAACCGUCAGUGUUGAAUCCACUGCGACCUGGCAAAUACGAGUUCAUCGGCUUUACAACGUCUGAUACGCCGUCUGUCAUACCAGCGGUGGUGCCAAGACGGACAAAUGGAUGCCGAGAUCGCCCUCGACCUGUCAUGACCACUACGAAAAAUAAAUGCUUGGUCACGUUGCGCUUGCUGCCUGAUGGCACAUUGCGUGGUACGUCUCGGGAAGUUGUUCAGCCCCAGGUUUGUCAAUUACAUGGACGCUGGUCCGCCAAACGUGUUGUGUAUACGAUGGAGUACCGGGUUCGCGAGGCUGUGGGACACUUUCGCUAUUCAGGAGCUGUAGUCAUUGACAAAGGUGGUGCUGGUGUAUCAAAUGGUAAGAAGAUGAAAUGCAAAAGCAAAGCAAAUGCUUGUGGUAAGAGAUGCGAGAUGCUCAGUGGCAAAUGGCGUAAUGAAGAUCAAGAUCACGCUGACGGCUACGAAGGUGGUCGGGGAGAGUUCAAGUUGGAGCUUGUACGAGUGGAUUUCACAUCUAUCGCAAUCAAAACAGAUCAGAUUGAGUAUGGUAUUCUUCCAGUUUUCCAACAGAAGCAGCAACAGCAGAUAAACCAAGAUACUGGCGCAGCAAUUGAUGUUGAUGAUAAUGACGACGCUAUCCACGCAUUCACAUCAGGCGAGUACGAGUUGUCUGGAUGCGCGACUGAUGCAGAUGGAUACGAGUAUGCGUUUGAUCUAGAAAUGCAAUUGCAUCCAGGUGGAAAGCUAAUUGGAUGGAGUAAAGAGCGUAUUUUUCAGCAAACUUGCCCUGUGUUUGGACGUUGGGAGCCGUCACGGAUAGUAUACAGCCAACAAUACAUGGUACAGCAUGAGGUCGGUAUGUACACAUAUUCAGCAGACAUGAGUACUAAUGACGCUGUGAUUCGAGGAACGUGGGCCAAUGCUGAGGUAGAUUGUGCUUUAGCUCCGAGUGAACAUGGUACGUUUGCGCUAAUUCUGGUGAAGUCUACGCGACGAUGGAGCACAUUUAGUCAUUCGUAUUACCCAUUGAAAUUUCGUCAACGAGUGUUGACAAUUCUGAUGGCAUCAGCAAGACGACACGAAAUUCCUGGCGUGAUCUGGACAAAUGUCUUUGCAUUUUGCAACGAAACUUGGUUCACUUGA